This is a messenger RNA of Drosophila mojavensis, 2653 nucleotides long. RefSeq names its product arginine/serine-rich protein 1. Gene Ontology annotation, molecular function: 5'-3' exonuclease activity; 3'-5' exonuclease activity. The transcript has 3 exons. Bases 396 to 1469 code for a protein of 357 amino acids. Lineage: Eukaryota; Metazoa; Arthropoda; Insecta; Diptera; Drosophilidae. The record is from RefSeq and is a predicted model, not a curated record.
AUCGUCGAUUGGUUCGUGCUCGUAACACAGCUAGAAUUAUCCAGCAGUUGAAAAAUUUUCAUUGUACUUUCCGUAAUAACAAAGGACAAACAAAAAACCGCUCCCAACCGAUUUCAGUUAAACAGUUACAAACAGCAGCAAAGCAAGCACAAAAUAAAACUUAUUAAUCGCACGCGACCCAACGCACCAGAUCGCGCGAACUUCGUUUCAAGCUCCAGCUGCAGCCAGGCAAGUGCAGCUAGAAAAAAGUGUGGCAAUACUUUGCGGAUAUCUACAGCAAGAACAACAACAAACAUCAACACAUCACGGCGAGAGCUGCAGCAACAACGGCAAACGUGGGAUAAAGCAUACAAUUUGAAUUGCAGAUCGUCAGACGUCGCUUUCGCCAAACGGAAAUGUCUGCGGCACGUUUACCCUAUUACCAACAGCAGCAGCAGUCCGGUGAGCAUCAGCAGCGGCGUGGCGGGGGACAACGUUGCGUUGGCUAUCAGGAUCGUAGUAGCAGUCGACGCAGCGAACGUCGCUAUAGCCGCAGUCGUAGUCGCAGCCGGAGUCGCAGUCGCUCCUUGGAGCGCCAGCGUCGUCGUCAUCAUUAUCAGUCGCAGCACCAGCAUCGUCAUCGUAGAGAUUCACGUGAUCGCCAGAAGGAAUGGGACAGGGACUAUUCGAGACGCAGUUAUUAUCAACGAGAGAGUCGCACUCCAAGUCCAACGUCGUGUUCCUCCGCCUCCACUUCAACAGGAGCAGGAGCAGGAGCAGGAGCUGCAUCAGCACGUCGGGCCCAUGGUAAUGGAGGCAAUAAAAUGAACACCAAGGAUAAUACAAUGUCCGCCGUGGGCGCCUAUUACAAUCUCGAUACGGAUGAGCCAUUCGAUAAGGAGCGUAUACAUCGUGAAAUCGAAGCAAAACUACGCGAGACACUCGCACGCGAAGGCAAAGUGUAUCCACCGCCGAAGCAAGAGGCAUCGCAUCCCGUUUUUGCCAACGAUGGCUCCUUCAUGGAGCUUUUCAAGAAGAUGCAGGGUCAACAAGAAAAGCAGCAGCAGCAGCAGCCAACAGCAGAUGUAGCUGCGUCAGCUUCACCAGCCAUUACAGCCCCUUUAGCAGUAGCCGCAGCUAAUGCCAAAGCAGGAGUUGCCCUUCGCGAUCAGCCACAGUCGCUGUUGGAGCCCAAUCCAGUUAUCAGUCCAUUUGGUGCUCUGCCAGCGAUUGCUGCAGGCGCUGCCAGUACACCAGCUGCGCCAUAUAUAGCCGCUGCAGCGACUGGCAAAUCGGCGCCGCCGCCACCAAUGGUUGGACGUCGACGUGGUGGCAAAAUCUUAAAAACGGGCGUCGUUGCCAAAUUGAAGACACCCAGCGAGAGAGAUGUGGACCCGAAAGACUUUUGGUCAUUGUAUUUGGCUGAAGUAAACAAGUACAAGAGCAAUGCCUGCGAUACGGACAAUGGCAAAAGACCGCUGGUCAAAUAGUCUACGAAACACAUUCACAUACACCUACAUCUACAUAACCCCAUACACACAUAUAUAUAUAUGCAGGUGUACGCACAACAAACGAAAAUAUGAACUUGAACGCAGGCAAAACACUAAUCACAAAAUGCAAUAAGCACAACCAACAUAAUUAAUUGGUUGCCAAAAAUACAAUCAGCUAUAUAUAUGGUUAAGAGUUUGAUACGAAUAGGCAAGCAAAUCUCCUUUGCUAUAUAUACUAACAGACUUUGUAUGCAACUUGCAACACAUCUAAAUGAUGGGGAUAAUCUGAAAAGAAACAUAAUUAGUAGAUAAGAAGUACAGUAUAAUCUGAUAUAUAUAUAUCAAUAUUUAGAUUAAGCGCUAGAUUGUACGGAUUUCUAUAUUUAAAUACUAUAUAUCUAAAGAUAAAGCUCAGCUCAUAGUGUGUGUAAUUACUUAUAAAGCAAACAGAGUGCAGAAUUUUGUAUGCCUUAUAUAUCUCUCUAUCUCUCUCUUUUAUCUUUCCCUAUUUAACGCGCUCGAUUGAAAUGAAAUUCGACUUGCAUUGAAUUGCGACUUUUAUGAAAUCAUUAAUUAUUAUUAUUGCUAUAUUAUUAUUAUAAUAUACAUUUUUAUAUGAUUAAUUUACAUUUAACUAUAUCAUUACACCUAUUUCACCUACAUUUUUCUCUUCGCUCUCUCCCCUUGUUACAUGUCUUUCAUCUCUUUGUUUCAUACCGUCUAUUUCAAUAUUUAUCUCUCUAUCGACAUGGACUCUGCCUCGCUCUGUCUGUGAUAUUUCCUUCCUUGUCAAUGUUGACUAUAUACGAUAUAUCUCUAUCUGCCCUUCACUAUUCCUUACUGUAUAAUCAUCCCAUACCAAAUCUAACUUUAAACCUCAACUAUUAUCUAUUAUAAUAUUUUCUUUCUGACUACUUUGACUCUCCAUUUCUGUCUAUAUUGACUUGCCUCUCUUUCUUCAAACCCGCUCUCUCUCUCUCUCUCUCUCUCUCUCUCUCUCUCUCUCUCUUUCUCUACUCCUACCUCUGAUAUUGUGCCCCCACACUCUGUCUCUAUGCUUUCAUUAUUUUAUCAUUUACCACUCAAUUCAUCACUUUUUGUUGGCUUUUCAUUCGUUGUUCGUUGUUUUUGGGUUUGUUUUGUUUACUCUAAAAGUCCGUUUAUGCAAUUUUUCAUGUCGAAAU